Molecule: messenger RNA, 5267 nt
Organism: Actinia tenebrosa (Australian red waratah sea anemone)
Lineage: Eukaryota; Metazoa; Cnidaria; Anthozoa; Actiniaria; Actiniidae
Product: inactive tyrosine-protein kinase RYK
Biological process (GO): phagocytosis; multicellular organism development; protein phosphorylation
Cellular component (GO): signaling receptor complex; plasma membrane
Molecular function (GO): ATP binding; transmembrane receptor protein tyrosine kinase activity
Source: RefSeq, a predicted model, not a curated record
GUUUCACUUCAUCGAUUUGUAUGACGGAUUUGAGGCGUAUCUAAUCGAUAAUAGUUCGUAUGACGUCAUCAUGGGAUCUUUAUGCUAAUCUUUACUACGAAGGAGUACUACAGAAGGUCGAGGGUUUAUAGUGUUUGCUUCGAGAAUCAAUCCACACCUUUGCAAUAAUUGGCUUGAGUUUAGCCCAGAAAUCAAAUCUUACGCAAGUGUAUCGUCUUUCUUGAUUUUGAUGAGAGUGCUUACAAUCGGUCAGCUGGUAAAAUCAUGUGAUAUUCACUCAGUUAGAAGAAAUUAAGAUCAGAACAAGAGGCAUAGUGGAGUUGUAAACACGCAGUUUGGUGUUUGUGAUGGCGACUCGCACAAUGUGGACUUCAAUUGUCUUCGUAUUCUGUCUUUUAAUGGCCAGCUUGACUAUUACUAUAGCUCAAAUGAAUCUUUAUAUUACUAAAAACGAUGUGAACUCCUACCUAAAGAUGAAUUUCAACUUCGAUCUCUACUUGAUCAAAGAUAAUGAACCUGCAAAGCUUUUGCAAGAUCCCAGGGCAUUUUACGAGUUUAUGUCGCCUUUGCCGUCGUCAGUAAAAGGAGUCAAAAUGAGCUGGUUUUCAAGCCCUAAGACUUCAAGUUACAGUAUAAAAGUCUUGUCAAGUGAUACAGAAAUGAUGUCUCAACCAAUUGCAUCCAUUGCUGAUGAAGGAGUCGUUUCUCAUUCAGUCUUCUCGUUUUACAUAUCACUUGUGUGUACUGGCAAGAAAGCAGGCCUUGUGGAUGCGUCAAUGAUGCUCAAUUACACAAGUAUUGUCAGUAGUUCAGUCCAGAGGGCAACACUCAAGCAAUUUACCAUUAAAGUCAGAAGAUACUGCGAUAAAACGGUAAAAGAUCCCGACAAGCAAGCAGAUGGCAUGAAUGCAUGGUCUAGAGGAGCAAUUGUUGGGUUGUCAGCAGGAAUAACAGUCUUCUUGUGUAUCAGUGUUGGCCUGGCAUUGUUGUUUAAGCACUACCUCAGACAAAGGAGACUCAAAAUGGAAUUUGAAGAUGAUUUAGAAAUAGAAGAAAAAAGGCAAUUUGGAUUAAAGAAAGUGAGAAGUCUUCCUAUUCACAGACCACACCCAUCAUCUUCUACCUCCCCACCCCCUGUCAUAUACUCCCCAAAACGGCCGAAAUUUGUGGUGAGGCCUCGACAGAGAAGUGAGACUAAUGCCAGUGAUAUUUCCACUGUGGGACUGAUAUGUAAGGAUGAAUCUGAGGAUGAGGAACAGAGGUCCAAGCAAUCAAGUCCUGAUGUUCCUAGUGAAAGCUAUGCAAUAACUACAGAAAAUCAGGAUCUUUGUUCAAGUAAAUCAUGGUCUAAGGUUUUUGCUGGAAUGUUGAUCAAUCCUGCUCACCUGCAGAGGAAGGAACUCAUUGGCACAGGUACUUUGUGCAAUGUGUAUUAUGGACUUUUAAGUGAAUCCAAUUCACAAAAUGAUAAAGAAGUUGCAGUUAAAACUCUAAGAGAUGGUAUGACUUCUGAAGCUGUUAAAACCUAUGUGGAAAAAGUACUUGCAGUAAAGGAUCUCCGACACCCAAAUCUGUUGACACCCAUGGGUGUUGUGCUGCAGCCUUCAUCCACACCUCAGGUGGUCAUGCCGUACAUAAAAUAUAAAGAGCUAAACAAGUUCUUGAGACAGGAACAGGAUCUUUCAUCUCAGCAAGUCAUAAACCUUGGUUGUCAAAUUGCUAAAGCAAUGGAUUAUCUAGCAACCAAAGACUGUGUUCAUAAAAACCUUAACUCAACUCACUGCAUGGUCRGUGAAGGUAACGAGGUCAAAGUCAUUUACAAUAGUCAAGUACCAAUCAUCAGUGAAGACAGCAAGAAAUGGAUGGCUCCAGAAUGUUUAAAUAAUUGCAUCUUUUCUCACAAGAGUGAUGUGUGGUCAUUUGGUGUAAUACUGUGGGAGAUGGCUAGUGCAGGUCAGCUACCUUAUCAAGAUCAAGACAGUCAAAGUCUGCUUGUAUAUCUCCUGUCUGGAAAUAGAUUACCACAGCCAGAAAAUUGUCCUGAUGAAUUAUAUUCUCUCAUGUUACACUGCUGGAGUUUAAGCCCCAAAGACAGACCAACAUUUGCAUGGUUAGUUGAACGUUUAGAUACAAUGCAUCAAAACCUCAACCAAGAAACAACAAAAGAAACAUCCACAGAGACAGUCUGUUAGGUCAUAUUAAUUCCAAAAGCAAUCAUUCAUAUAUAUUUACUAAACUAGCCAGAUUCAACAACACGAAUAUUUUCAAAGAAAAUUUAGCAGGAAUUUUCUAUUUUUGGAUAUAAGGCUAGAUAAAAUUAUAAAUACAAAACCAGAAUAUCGGUGAUUAGAUACAUUAUUGUAUCUAUUUGUCAUGUAAAUUUUGAAUAUUAUCUUGUGUAUAUUAUGUAACUAUACAUUUGUUAUAUAUAUGUAUUAUAUUUCCAAUAUUAAAUUAAGAUGUUAGAAAUAGGAGGAUAGCUAAAGUACUGUUAGUACAGUAGUAAAUAGAAAUAAUGAAAGCAAAGAUGACAGAGCAUUGCCUUAAUUAUUUAAUGAUAAUAGGAUAAGUAAUGUAAUGACUGUCAUGUGUUUGUAUUUAUACUUGAUUGUUAUGUUAGCUAUAUAAUUAUGAUAGAAGUCUAGAUGGAUGGAUGAAAGUAAAUGAUAUAAAUAUUUUGUAGGGCUCAAAAAUAUUUUUCUUAUUUGUCUUAGAGCCUAUUAAUUUAUUUGUCUAGAAUAAAAAUAACUUACUCUAAAUAGCCAAUACUAAGUAAACCAAUCAGGUUUGAAUAUUGACUUUGCAAGCUGAAGCAGCAAAAUAGUUUAACCUAUUUAUAACCAGCAUUUUCUGUUCACAAAGCAAAAAUUCAUUCUCAGGUGUCUAAGGUAUUGAUUAAGAUAUCUUUGGCAUGGUGUGAAGGAUCAGCAAAACCACUAGGUUUGUCUUAAAAAUAGUACCCUACUACAUAAAUAGUGCUAGUUAAACAAUAGAAAACAAUGGAAUUUGCAUGAAAUUGUGCUAUUUAGUAUUACUAAAGUUUCACGGAUUUACUGUGGUCACUCUAGUAGAGUACUAGCAUGUAAUAAUUUGUUUAGUUUGUUAUUACCCAAUAAUAGUAAUGGGUGAGGCAGAGAAAUAGAAUUUUGAUGCUGCAAAUCAAUUUUGUUUUUCUAGUUCGGGUUAUUUGUUAAAAGUACAUUGAGUAAUUUAUUUUUAUAACUAAUUGUCAUAUCAGUAAGAAAUGUUUUUGAAAAUAAUCAGUUCAGCUUGCAGAUCAGCACAUUUCAUUUAAAAUUUAAAUAAUUAAUAAAGCAUAAGAAUACGAAUUUGUUUGCUUGGGUUAUCAUUAGGUAUGUAGAAUUAAAGUAAAAGUCUUGGAAGUAAAAGUAGAACUAUAGUACUGUCUGUGAUUACUGCUUGUCGUAGGGAUAAUUGAAUAAAACAGGAUCAGAAUUCAUGAAAAAAUGAAUUUUGUUUUGCAAAAACUAUAUCUCAUCAUCACAUCGCUCUACACAGAUCUAUAAUGUUUAAUUAAACAAGCAAUAGUGUUUUAUUCAUCUUUUUCAAAUAGUAAAAUAAACCAAAGCUCUAUGAAUUGCUUGAAACGAUAUAGUCUGUCAUUCUUUUCAUUGCUGUCACACAUAAUAUACUUUGUAUGAGUGAUAUAAUAUGGCUAGACUAUGGUCAGUGCAGUGAGACUGCUUACUUAACAACUAAUUUUUUUAGUAUUCAGAAUUUACAGUCUUGUCUAACAAAUUUAAGGCAUUUUUUAAAAUUUUGAUGUCUUGACUUGCUAAUCUCAGAAAUUUUUUAGUGGCUUUCACACUAGUUUAGCAUCACUCUUUUAACUUCCUUUUACGACAGUAGUACACUAUGUAGUCAUUAUAUAGACAGUGGUUUACAUCUAUCCCAGACCUUCAGUCUGUAAAGCUUACAGAAAUAUAAGUAUUGCAGACUCAAGACAUGGGAAAGAUUUUACCCACCAGUCUUGUUUCCAGUUUUUCGUGAUGUGAAUCAUUGCAAGUUUUAUAAUAAUUAGUUCAGAACUGCAACCUUAAAAACCAAAUUGGCAAGAAAGAUGAAAUAGCAUAAAUAUAAAUAAGUCCAUUCAUUAUCUACUUUGUACAUAUAUGUUAUCAAAAUGUUAGUAUUAAAUUUUUCGGAAUAUAUUUAGCUUUUUUCUAUUAGCAUAAUUUCAGUAUCGUCCUAUAUGCUCUUUAUGAUAAACUUGCUAGCAAGUUUAUAUUGGAGAGACCCAUGUGUAGCCUGUUAUCCAGGCUGGUACAUUCUUAAGCAGGAAGUCAAGCAUGUAGGGUUGUUCAGCUCACCUUCGUGGAAUCGUUUACUCAUGCAGUUUGACGUGAAAUUCUUUUUGUUCAUCAACCUCAUGAGAAAUAAAAUGUGCCAACUACUGUAUAAGUAUGGAAGUGAGUACCCCCUCUCUCCGUGUAGCAAUGUUGUCUAACAGGCAUUUUACCAGCCUACCAAUAUAAAUCUUCAUGGAGCAACAUUGCUAAGGGAAGGGGAUGGAUAUUUUGUAAAAGAUCGUUUUUUUCCAUGGAGAGUUUAUAUUCACUUUAUCAUGCUCGCUGUUUAUACCAGAAAUGCAAACCUUUCAUGGGUACUCCGGCGAUUACAUUUUGUUUUGUACUUUACAACACAAACCCCAGAUGAAUAGGAGCUUUUAAUGCAUUCAGAUGUCAAAUUAUUGCAUAGCAAAAUCUAUGGGGUUGGUUCGCACUUAGUUUUUUUUUAUAAAGAUAUAACCUAACCUAAGCAUUUUCUUUGUAUUGCUAUCAGUUGCYAUGAUGAUGCUCGUGUAUCUGCAGUUCUUAUCUUAUGUUUGUGCUCAUGUUUAUACCAAAGUGUAGACCACACCUUGGACAAAUACAUUAGUUUUGAAUACAUCAAAGUGCCAUAGUUUUUCUGGGGUUUGUGCUGUAACUACAAAAAAAUGGACUUUCUGUUCGAGUUAUAGAACAUACAAUAUUGCAUUUUAUUUUUGUAAAUAUUGAUAUCGUAGAAUUGAAAUACUGAAGUGAAUACACAUUGAAUGUGUGCCACUUUGAAGCCUCGUGUGGCUGUGAAGUAAAGUAUUUAAGCCAUCCAUAAGGGAUAUUACUAAGUUUAUCAGACUUUAUUUCCUGGUUGUAAUUAUUAUCUAUGAAAGAAAAAUGGCUUUUGAUUAGGCAAAGUAAGUAAUUAUGUCAGUGGCACUGUAAAAAUGUUGCAUAGCACACUAAUAAAUGAACAAACAAUUAAAA